Styela clava is the source of this 1429-nucleotide messenger RNA. NCBI's taxonomy places the organism in Eukaryota, Metazoa, Chordata, Ascidiacea, Stolidobranchia, Styelidae. The record is from RefSeq and is a predicted model, not a curated record.
ACAUUACUAAACCGGGAAAUAAUUCGAAUAUUUUUAUAUGCAUGAUCGUCGUCUUAUUGGCAGGACGAUGAAAUGAUUCAAAAUGUUGGUAUUUUUGAACGUUUUUUUAAUUUUUUAUCAUUUUUGGGUAACGGAUUGACGGACAUCUGCAACGAAAGCAAAUUUUAUCGUCCUGAGAGGUGAUAUGUUACAUUUUGAAAUAAUAAAGUGAGAAAUUGAUAUUAUUCGGAACAUAUAUUUUUCUACUUGUCAGUGAGAUAUGAUCCGAGAUAUAGUAAUUUAGUGGGAAAUAUAUUACCAAUAACACAGAGCCCCUCGUAUGCUUUCAGCUCAUAUUGAAUUACUUUCGUAGCUAUUGUAUAACCAUAAUUAUAGCAAAAUAUGCAAUCCUACGACUUUGUGUCGGAUGAACAAGUUCAAUAAGCAGCCAUGGCGUACUGAUUACGUAGCUACGCAAUAGCGAUCACGUGUCUGGCGCCACGAAGACGGGACUACGUGCAGUCGAGACGACUUGCGUAGCAAAUCGCGUGAGAUGACAAUUUCGGAAAAUCGUGUUCUUGACAGAUCAACUGACGAAUUUCGAUGAAGCUUUAAACCUUUUUAUUAUGUCAACUUAGAGACACCGGAUGCGUAUAAUGAAUAUUGAAAUUGCAUUUGGCAAUACUUCAUUUGCACGCCAAUAUUAGUUCAAAUAUCCACACAAAUAAGUAUUUGCUCGCUAUAAAUACCAGAUUGAAUGAAAUGUUUGCCGAGGCAAGUAAAGACUUCGAAUUUCAUCGUUUACUGACUGAACCCACGAAUCGUUUACUGACUGAACCGAUGAAACCAUGAUUGCAUAUAAAGGAAGAGUUUCAUUCAGAAGAUAUAUGCCAAACAAACCGGUUAAAUUGGGCAUCAUUGCUAGAUCGAUUGCUGAUUCAACAACUGGAGACAUUUUCAAUGUAAAAAUAGAUUAUGGUAAUCCAAACUUGGAACAACUUCCACCCGGCGUCACAAAAACUUCGAAUUUAGUUUUGCAACUAAUGGAAAGUCGUCUGGAUAGAGGAUAUCACGUAUUUGUUGAUAGACUCUAUAACUCUGUCGCAUUAACCGAGGAAUUGCAGCGAAGGAAAACAUCGAUAACGGGAACAGUCACGGCAAACCGGAAGGGACUUCAGGCAGAAAUAAAAACAAAACUAAAGAAAGGGGAAAUCAUCUCAAUACGAAAAGGACAAUUACUCGCACUACUAUGGCAAGAUAAGAGGCCGAUUUCAAUACUUUCGACGUAUUGUAAUGGUGACGAGGUCAUAGAGAUACAUAUGUGUUACAGUUGUAUGAAUAUGCAAUGUGACUACUUUGUUUAUUUUGCAAUAUGUUAUCCUUGUGAGUGACAAUAAUUGGCCAUUAUUAAUGUUAUUGGAAUAUAUAGCGAAUGAAGGAUAUAUUUUUA